Messenger RNA from Halteromyces radiatus, 1062 nucleotides. Its product is annotated as S-adenosyl-L-methionine-dependent methyltransferase. Gene Ontology annotation, biological process: C-terminal protein methylation. Bases 1 to 1062 code for a protein of 353 amino acids. Gene Ontology annotation, molecular function: protein C-terminal leucine carboxyl O-methyltransferase activity. NCBI's taxonomy places the organism in Eukaryota, Fungi, Mucoromycota, Mucoromycetes, Mucorales, Cunninghamellaceae. The record is from RefSeq and is a predicted model, not a curated record. The transcript is spliced from 6 exons.
AUGUCAUUCGAUUCUUCAAAAGAUCCAGCAGAUGAAGCUAUUCGCUCAACCAAUGAUGAUGCUACUGUCAGUCGCCUAUCGGCUGUUCGACUAGGUUAUUUUCAAGAUCCUUUUGUACAAUAUUUUGUAAAACGACCCACUAAACGCAUGCCUAUUAUCAACCGAGGUUCUUAUAUACGAAACUGUGCUCUUGAUACUCUGGUACGCCAAUUCUUAUCUCUUCCUUGUUCCACCAUAUCCAACAAGAAGCAAAUUAUUAGUCUUGGUGCUGGUUUUGAUACAAGAUAUUUCAUGAUCAAGUCAGGUGGUUUGGAUACUGAAACGAAUACUGGAUUGAAACAUACUUUGUCUAAUUAUUUUGAAGUUGAUUUUCCUGAAAACAUUGUCAAAAAGGCACGUAUCAUCAAGCAACGCAAGGAAUUACAAGAUAUCAUGACACAGGGCAAUGAUCAUCUUUCAUCUGAGGAAAACAAGGAACAAGGUAUACGUUUGGAACGUGGUGGAGCAGAAUUGUCUAGUCAUGAUUAUCAUCUGAUUGGUGGUGAUUUGCGACAAUGGGAUCAAAUAGUGGAAAGAUUACAAGUUCAUGGCUUUGACAAGAAUGCCCCUACACUCUUCAUCUCUGAAUGCGUAUUUAUUUAUUUGCCUCCUGAAAGUGCCACCUCUAUUUUGGAAUGGAUAUCUACCUCACUCUCUGAUUGUGCUUUCGCUCUUUAUGAACAAAUUCGACCGGAUGAUAAUUUUGGCAAGACCAUGAUUCGAAACUUGUUGAUCCGAAAUAUUGAACUGAAAGGAAUUCAUGCUUUUCCUAGCUUGGAACAUCAAGAGCGAAGAUUUCUUGAUUUAGGAUGGAAUUAUGCCAAAGCUGUUGAUAUCAAUACAAUACAUGACAAUAUCUUGACAUCUCAGGAACGAACAAGGAUUGCAAAACUAGAAAUGUUGGAUGAAAUUGAAGAAUGGAAACUACUCUCUGAUCAUUACUGUGUGGCUUGGGCAUACAAAUCGAAACAAUUCAAGGAUAUAUUUGCCAGUUCAUUUGGGAUUGAAAAAUCUUUAGUAUAA